Molecule: messenger RNA, 3409 nt
Organism: Scomber scombrus (Atlantic mackerel)
Lineage: Eukaryota; Metazoa; Chordata; Actinopteri; Scombriformes; Scombridae
Gene: tbl3
Product: transducin beta like 3
Exons: 23
Coding region: 109-2910 (933 amino acids)
Biological process (GO): endonucleolytic cleavage in 5'-ETS of tricistronic rRNA transcript (SSU-rRNA, 5.8S rRNA, LSU-rRNA); endonucleolytic cleavage to generate mature 5'-end of SSU-rRNA from (SSU-rRNA, 5.8S rRNA, LSU-rRNA)
Cellular component (GO): nucleolus; 90S preribosome; small-subunit processome
Molecular function (GO): U3 snoRNA binding; protein binding
Source: RefSeq, a predicted model, not a curated record
UGGAUGUGUUGACUGUAGCCAACGUGCAUAGUGAGAAAUAAGUCAUUUAAGACUCUGUAACAACUGAAAUAUCUCGGGUUUUGGUAUUUUUCUUUUAUCGAGAGUAAGAUGGCAAAUACAAACCUUCAGUUCAAGACAAAUUAUGAAGUUUCUAGCAAGAUUGAACCUUUUUACAAAGGAGGAAAAGUGCAGAUCAGCAAAGAUGAGAAUUACAUUUUUUGCACCUGUGGAUCUCGUGUCAAUGUUUUGGAGAUCAGCACAGGGAAAAUCGUCCACAGCAUUGAACACGAUGAUCAAGAGGACAUCACAUCAUUUGCACUCAGUUGUGAUGAUGAGCUGCUGGUAACAGCCAGCAGGGCCCUGCUGCUGAAGCAGUGGGACUGGAAGCAAGCUCAGUGUACCCGCUCCUGGAGGGCCAUUCACACUGUGCCUGUAGCCAGCAUGACCUUUGACUCCACAUCCACGCUCCUGGCCACAGGUGGCUGUGAUGGCACGAUAAAGCUUUGGGAUGUUGUGAAGCAAUACUGCACCCAUAACCUUAAAGGGUCAUCUGGUGUUGUGCACCUGGUCGAGUUUCACCCAGAUAUCAGCCGCCUGCAGCUCUUCUCUUCAUCUCUGGACUGUGGCAUUCGGCUGUGGGAUCUGAGCUCCAGCCAGUGUGUGUGUGUGCUGCAGAGCCACUACAGCGCUGUCACCUCUCUCAGCUUCAGCUCCGAUGGCGACACCAUGAUCAGUUCUGGCAGAGAUAAGAUCUGCACAGUGUGGGACCUGAAGACCCAGGAAGCCAAGAGAACUGUACCAAUCUACGAGGCUGUGGAGGGUGUUGUGCUACUGCCUCAGAAACAGGACUUCUCUCAGAUCGGAGUAAAGAGCGAAGACUUGCAUUUCGUCACAGCUGGCAGCAAAGGUGUGUUGAGAGUGUGGGAGGUCAGCACUGCACGCUGCGUUUACACCCAGACCCUACCCUCCACCCUCAGCCCCGAUUCUGAGGAGGAGGAAGAAAAGGACGAUGACCCCCGCAGCCUAGUGUACCUCAUUCACCUGCCUGCCUCCUCCAGACUGGCCACAGUCACUGCAGAGCACAACAUACUGCUCUACCAGCUGCCUGCUCUCACCACACAGCAACAGUUUGUGGGCUACAGUGACGAAGUGCUGGAUGUGAAGUUCCUCGGUAAAGGUGACAGCCACAUCAUAGUGGCCACCAACAGCUGCCAGAUCAAGGUGUUUGAGCUGCUCACCAACAGCUGCCAGAUCCUUUACGGACACACAGACACAGUCCUCUCACUGGAUGUGUUCAAAAAGGGCUUUCUGUUUGCAAGCUGUGCGAAGGACAGGUCAGUGCGUGUGUGGCAGAUGGACAGCGACAGUGGGCAGGUACACUGUGUGGCCCACGGCUCCAGCCACACUAAUGUUGUUGGUUCAAUCACAUGCUCCAGGAUGAAGGCAUCUUUCAUAGUGUCUGGUAGUCAGGACUGUACUGUAAAGGUGUGGGAUCUCCCUGAAGACUUGUCUACGACAGGAGGGGAAAUACAUCAGCUGACUGCCCACUCCACAGAGAAGGCACACGAUAAGGAUGUAAACAGCGUUGCAGUAUCACCCAAUGACAAGCUGCUGGCAUCGGGCUCCCAGGACCGCACAGCCAAGCUGUGGUCCUUGGCGGGGGAGGGGACCGUGGCUCUGCUGGGGGUAUUUCGGGGUCACCGUCGCGGCAUCUGGACCGUCUGCUUCUCUCCUGUGGACCAGGUGCUGGCCUCCUCCUCUGCAGACGGCACCACCAAACUGUGGAGUCUGCAAGACUUCAGCUGCCUGAAGACAUUUGAGGGACACGAUGCAUCAGUUUUGAAGGUCAUCUUUGUGAGUCGAGGCACUCAGCUGCUCACUAGUGGCUCAGAUGGUUUGGUAAAACUGUGGACCAUAAAGACCAAUGAGUGUGUGAAGACGCUGGACGCCCACCAGGACAAGGUGUGGGGUCUUCACGCCAGCCGCAAAGAUGACAAGAUGAUUACUGGGUCAACAGACUCUAACAUCACAGUGUGGGUGGAUGUGACUGAAGUGGAGCUGGCAGAAGAGCAGGCCAAGCAGGAGGAUCAGAUACUCAAGCAGCAGGAGUUGUCCAACUUGCUCCAUGAGAAGAAAUAUCUGAAGGCUCUGGGCCUCGCUAUCUCUCUGGACCAGCCUCACACUGUGCUCACAGUUAUCAAAGCAAUCCGUGAGGUGGAGGAUAGCCACAAGCUGCUGGAGAAGACAGUGCUGAAACUUCGCGUGGAUCAGAAAGAGUCACUCCUGAGGUACUGCGCGGUGUGGAACAUGAAUGCCAGGAACUGUUUGAACGCCCAGGCUGUCCUCCAGGUGUUCCUCACACACCUGCCACCCGAGGAGCUGCUACAAUACCAGGGCGCCCGCACACACCUUGAGGGACUCAUCCCAUACACAGAGAGACACAUGCAGAGGAUUGGCAAUCUCCUGCAGAAGUCCAUGUUCCUGAACUACAUGUGGCAGAAGAUGAGAGUGGCCGGAGCACCAUCAGGCAUGGGCCAAGAUGAAGAAAUGGAUACCACCCCGUUUGAGGAGAGCCAGCCUCUAUUUAUGAUUGACAAGGGGAAAGAAAAGGGCAGCAGUGGGGAGAAACAAGACGGAGAUGACAGCGAUAGCGGACAAGAUGAAGAUCCAAAUUGCCCCAUCAAGGAGGAGGAAGAGGACGACGACGAGGUCAGCGCCACCAAGAAAGCCUCCACCAACAUCAGGCAAGCGGAAAACGGAAAACAUGCUAAAACAAAUGGCAACCACCACUCUGAAAGUGAGGAGAGUUCAGACGAGGAAGAUCAAGAAGAGAGGGAUCAAAUGACGGUAAAAGCAGUGAAAUGUCUUCCAGAUUCUUCCACGCCACAGUGCCAGACAUUGACCAGCUGACGGAUCACCGAGCUGAACACUCCUGGAGUAAAAAUCCCAGGGCGUCUUCUUAUCUCGGACCAUUAACUGGAGCGACGCACUUAAUGCGUGACAAUGUUGAGGGAUGCAGAGAAACAGGUGUGGAAUUAUACAUGUGCAUUCCCCUCUGAGCAGCUUUCAAUCUUGUGCCAACACCCAACAUGUGCACCAGUACUUCCAUUCAGACUCAAAAUCUUCAAAAUCUGAAGCUUAAUCACCUGGAUUUUCAGACAAAAUGGGCAGUAGGGGAGGAAGGACAGAUAGUAAGAAAGUAAAGACUGAAGGAAGAAAGAUCAACAUUCAGGCAAUCAGUCAGGACCAUCUUCCCCUACAGCAGAUACCAGCACCCAUUGUCUACUUCUGCAAUGUUGCAUAGUCCUGAUCUACCGGCUCUACCACAACAACACAAAAGGUUCCUUAUAUAAGCAAGAAUUUUUUUUUAAUGUCGUGACUACAAAUGUUUAUAAAAUAAAAAUGUGGA